AGCAAGUAGAGCUCUUUACUCACCAAACAUCUCUCAUCUAGAGAGAGAAAGAGAGAGAUACAUAUACAUAGAGAGAAACAAUAUCUAUAUAUACAUACAUACGUAUAUAUAGUUUGAAACGAAUUGCUUUGUAUAUCUGUAGAGAGAAGAGACAGAAGAUGAUGAAAGGGCAAAGGCAAUGUGGGAUUAGAUGCCAAAGGCUUGAGAAAUUGAAGCCAAUCUUGGCGAUCAUAUCGCUUCAAUUCGGGUACGCAGGCAUGUACAUAAUAACCAUGGUUUCCUUCAAGCAUGGCAUGAACCAUUGGGUCCUCGCCACUUAUCGUCACGUCGUCGCAACAGUUGUCAUGACCCCAUUCGCCCUCGUUAUCGAAAGGAAAAUCAGGCCAAAGAUGACACUCCCGAUAUUCCUUAGGAUCCUUGCCCUUGGACUCCUUGAGCCGGUCAUGGACCAGAACUUAUACUACAUGGGGAUGAAAGCCACGUCAGCAACGUACACUUCUGCUUUUGUGAAUGCUCUUCCUGCCAUCACCUUCAUAAUGGCCGUCAUUUUCAGGUUAGAGACCGUGAACAUGAAGAAGAUACACAGCCUUGCAAAGGUUGUCGGGACGGCUAUAACGGUGGGAGGAGCCAUGGUGAUGACACUUUACAAGGGUCCGGCCAUUCAGCUCGUUAAAUCGGCGGCUCACUCCCUUCAUCAAGGAGGAGCCGCCGAUACCACGGAUCAACACUGGGUCACCGGAACCCUAAUGGUCAUCGGCAGUAUUGUUAGUUGGGCCGGUUUCUUCAUCUUGCAAUCAUUCACAUUGAAAGAAUAUCCGGCGGAAUUAUCGUUGGUUGCGUGGAUUUGCUUCAUGGGAACGAUUCUAAACGCCGUCGUUUCGCUCGUCAUGGUGCGUGACAUCAGCGCGUGGAAAGUCGGCAUGGACUCUGGGACUCUCGCCGCCGUUUACUCCGGAGUGGUUUGUUCGGGGAUCGCGUAUUACGUACAAAGCAUAGUGAUUAAGGAACGUGGACCUGUUUUUACGACGUCGUUUAGUCCCAUGUGCAUGAUCAUCACAGCUUUCCUUGGCGCUUUGGUUCUCGCCGAGACAAUCCACCUCGGAAGUAUAAUCGGGGCGGUUUUCAUAGUUUUCGGACUAUAUUUCGUCGUGUGGGGAAAGAGCAAGGACAACGUGAAUUCGGCCGAGGAAAAAAUGGCUAUCCAGGAGCUUCCGAUCACGAAUUCAGUCAAACAAACUAACGGCGCUGAUGUCACCAGUGCACCGGCUUACGGUGGAACCAACAGUACCUGAUUCCAGCCUAUCAAUUCCCAACCGUGAUCUCAAAUUUUGAAGACCAAAAGAAAUUUCCAAGCGGGGAAUUUGGGUGGUCUUUUAUGAUUUUAUGUUUACAUUUCCAAGCUCUCUUCUGUUGACCGGUGAUAUAAGUAUACAUAUGUAUCUGUGUGUUCUUAGUCCUCUUUGUUAAUGUAUUUUGAAAUUUCAAGGCAAAUGGAAAUCAAAUACGAUACGAAACAUGAAAUAAUCACA
Tarenaya hassleriana is the source of this 1529-nucleotide messenger RNA. Its product is annotated as WAT1-related protein At4g08300. The record is from RefSeq and is a predicted model, not a curated record. Gene Ontology annotation, molecular function: transmembrane transporter activity. The transcript is spliced from 7 exons. Lineage: Eukaryota; Viridiplantae; Streptophyta; Magnoliopsida; Brassicales; Cleomaceae. Gene Ontology annotation, cellular component: plasma membrane. The coding region runs from base 159 to 1292 and encodes 377 amino acids.